AUGGGCGUGUUAGCUACUGGAGUGCAAAGCGAAAGCUUAGUGCAAGCGUAUUUAAGUGGCAAGUUUCACAUCUUACUGCUACAAGAAACUGCUAGUGAAGAUUUCCGCAGAACGCUUCGGACGUACCAGUUCAGCUUUGUUGAUGCGGAGGAAGAGUCACUCUUGCUAGCCAUUGGUGGCACAGGCCACCACCAUCUCGAAGUUCUCAGAGCAGGCCAUGUCCAGAAUGAGGGCGUGACAAAUCCUGCAGAAGUGGCCACCCAGAACCUACAUUCUUUGAUCGUUCGGAUAGGCUGGAAGGACAGCGAAGGAGACUUCGUCAACAGGGCCGGGUCGCGCACGUGGGUUGCCUGUUCCUUCGCAGCAGGCUGGACAGACGCGGCACAGUUUCUGGAUGGGGCGAUCCGAGUCUUGGACCAGAACCCCUUGGGCUCCGCAGCGGGCUUCGGCAUCAAUGGACUGCAGUUGGACCGCGACGAGACGUCGAAACUGAUGGGCUUCGCACGGACGCAGACAAAUCCCAUGUAUUGCGGACUGAGCCGCGGGAUGUUCGAGAAUGUCGCGCUGCAGGCGAUGAGCCUCUCCAUGGUGUUGAGCUCGCGCUUCGCGACGGACAUGAUGAUGUUCACGCAGCAAGAGACGCAGUUCUUGGCCUUGCCGGACAAUUUCGUGACAGGCUCCUCAAUCAUGCCGCAGAAGAAGAACUAUGACCUCUUUGAGAUCAUGCGGGCAAAUGGCAAGGUCUUCGGCUCUCUACAGAUGCAGAUACAGGAGACCAUCGUCGGCUUGGGAAGCGGCUACCACCGCGACCUGCAGUGUACGAAGAAGGCCUUCAUCGAAGCUUGUGCCCCGGCAGCGGCGCCAAGGAGGGCCUAG
Symbiodinium natans is the source of this 876-nucleotide messenger RNA. Lineage: Eukaryota; Dinophyceae; Suessiales; Symbiodiniaceae. The record is from the annotation of a GenBank genome assembly.